UGGAUUCUCGCUUCUGGAAAGUGCGUCGAAGACACCCUUUUCGAAUAUUGUAGACGACAGCCAGUUGAAUCACUCCUACAUUCAUGGAUUAUCGACCUUGAUGAUCAAGAAGCAAAUUCGUUAUUUACAAAUGAAGAAUGGAAUGAAAUACAGUGUGCUGUAAAAAUUUUGCCAGAGGUUGAUCAUACUUUUGCAAAUUCUAUGAUGCGAUUUUCAGAUGUUAAAACAGCAAGCGAUCUGAGACGAGUCUUAAAAACAACAUCCUUUUUAAAUGAGGAUGAACCUUAUGAUCGAGUAAAACAUUACGAUGCUGAAUGGGCCGAAAUCGUGAUGAGGAAGUUUCUUACGUAUUAUGAAGACCCUAACGAAACACUGCAAAAGCAACAUCACGAGUCCUGGUAUGACAUAAACGUGUGGUCGCUUAUCAUCGAUCACGGUCUCUGCAAUGUGAUUGGAAUGGAAACUGUCAGAAAAGAAUCGACAAAUGUAGCGGUAGCCACGCGGAAAAACCGAAAGAGGGCACGUACGUGUCGCAGAAAGCCAGAACGUAAAAAGAUGGGAUAUCGGAUGGAUGGAAUAUUCCGGAUGUACAUUAGUGAUGUUGAGUAUGGAGCGACUGAAGUGGCCAAGAAGUUUGAUGCAACCAAACUGCUGACCGAUGGGUUUAAACUGAUGAAAGCUAUGCAUGAUAUCUUUGUAUGCUUAAGUAAACAAGUUCAUUUCGAAGAGAAGAAA
Acaulospora colombiana is the source of this 735-nucleotide messenger RNA. NCBI's taxonomy places the organism in Eukaryota, Fungi, Glomeromycota, Glomeromycetes, Diversisporales, Acaulosporaceae. The record is from the annotation of a GenBank genome assembly.